Molecule: messenger RNA, 4663 nt
Organism: Amoebophrya sp. A25
Lineage: Eukaryota; Dinophyceae; Syndiniales; Amoebophryaceae
Source: the annotation of a GenBank genome assembly
CAGUAACGACGCGUCACCGGUUAGUGUUUUAUCACUUUUGAACUCUUCGCCAUCUCGCAUCUUCUGUAGUCCUCACAGUCGUUCGAUGUUGAGCCGCGACAUUUGAACUAUCCUCUCGUCUCGGGACGUUUUUCGUGUUUGCCACUUCAGUGGAGAGAAAAGAGAGACUGAGAUGACAGAUGCGGUCGUUUGCCUACCUUGAUAUUUAUCGCGGUUUCCAUUCGAGCGAAAAAGAAUUCGUCUGCAAAAAAUAUUGCGUGGUGAAGUCGAGGAUUUAAUGUUGUCUCCAUUCCGAGCAAGGAACUGUCACACUUUUCACUUCGCCCACUUUCUUCUCAACGAAAAGAACUUCUAUCUAUUAUAGAUUUAGUUUACAGAUUGCUUUUACCAUGACAAUGAAGACUAAGACAUAGCUUCUGACUCUAGUCGUGCUCGUCUCCAAAAUACAAAAUGGUAUCCGGCGCAAUUCGAGGCACAAAAUCUGCUGGAGCCCUCCAUGUAGUCAGGGAUGUGGACCCAUUACUCGCGAAAUAUACGCUGAGGCCGCAGCUCGAACUUUACCACUCGAUGAAAAAAGCCUACGGCACUGCAGGAUCGCCGCAGAGGGAUGAGGAUGACGCUGCUCUUGCGGAUUUAGGAGGCGUCCUUGGAGCAGCUAGAGGGCACCUUCUUUCACCAGUUAAAAAUGUUCUUGACGAUCCUCAAGGCCAUCCUCCGCUUUUCCAUGAAGCUGAGAGGGAAAAAUACAAUGAAGAACAGUUCGAAGAACAGUUCCUUUACCAGAUGAUGAACACAAGUUGCGAAAAGCUAGACGACGCUGCUCUGGGCAUCGUCGCGGAUGAAGAUGAAGGUGGCGAUUCGCCGACAUCUGCUAUUCGUCAACAUCUUGCUAGAAGUACUAGUGCAGGGCACAGCGGUGCCGGUGGAAAGACCAGAGGUCGUGGAGUACUAGGAGUCUCUGGAGAACAAGUCUCUUCCUCCAACAAGAAAAGUAAGUCUAUGUCAGAACUAAAACGGGACUUGUACUCGCGUCCUUCGUCUGCGUAUCAUAAAAGGCGCAUGGCCCACGCACGUGCUUUCGCAUCGUUCUCUCAACAGGGCAAGCCAGCCGACGCGGAUCUAGUAGAUAUGGAGAAUUUGUGCAGAAGAUUGCAUGAACUCUCACUCUCAGGAACUUCGCCAUCCCGUCCAACCAGUGCCGGCGGAUGGACAAAUGCUUCGGUGUCUUCUUACCUGCUAGCAUCUUCACGCGCAACGUCAGCGCGGCCGACGAGCGGGAAUAGACCAAUGAGUGCUGGUUUGAAUAGGCCAUUGAGUAGUCAAGGGCAGAGACCUGCGCCGUCAAGCACUGUGGGUGGCGGCCCUGCCCGAGAGGAAUAUUACACAUACGACGCCAAUUAUGGUGGAACAAGAACCAACUAUCAAGAUUAUAUUGACACUGCACUCACACCGAAUAUUAAACCAGCAGAACAAGAACAAAGGGACCUUCAACACGAUGGAGGCCUUCUGAAUCACACAACCAAGAAGAACAAAACUAUUGUCUCUGGUUCCAGUCGACCUCAAAGUGCGAUGACAAGACCUCAGAGUGCUGUCACCAAGGGUUCGGCAGUGACACCCAGCAAGAUGUCUCCGACUGAUAAGUGGCGGAGACAACAGUUAGAGGGAAUGAUAAAGAACCUGAAAACACACCUGAUGCAGAAGGUCAUGAACGACGAGAAAUUCGAAUUCAGCAAUACAACUUAAUAUGGCCGGACUUCUUUGCAUUGGUAGUACCGUAUACUUGAAGACUCAGAUUGAUGUUUGAUACUUCUGCCGCCGUGAGCUUAUAACUAGGAACAGGAUGGCGAUGGAAAUUAUGGGUGGUGAUGGUGUUCGUCUAGAAACAAGUAAUGAAAGAAUGGCUCGGUUGUAUUAUAUCUUCCUCUCGAUUCUACUUGCUGCUCCUUUCUAACUUUCCGAAAAAGACGCUUCCGCCAUCUCCACAGUGGACCGACUACGAGAUAAAUUGUCAGAGCUUGGAGGCGGUCCUUCAGGCAGCAGCAAAGAUGAGACCUGUUCAACCGCUUCAGCAGGGUCAGACGAUUUUCAAGAGGGUCCUUCGACCACGACUGGAGGCAGCAAACAACUCAGCUCUACCGUCUUCAGUUCGAAACAACUUGGAGGAGUUGGAGGUUCUAGUAUGAUGAACCAUGGACCAGGGAGUAAGACGUUCUCUUCGCAACAGGCUACUCAUGGCGGAUCGUCAUUGAGUAAGACACCAGUGGGGGACUUUCAUUUUCAUAGAAGUAGUAGUACUUCUUCGGCAACUGGAAUUACCGAAUCUUCCAGAGGACCAGUGCUGCCGAGCUUUGCUGAAGCUCUGAUCGUGUCUGCGGUUGUGCCGCCACCUAGGAAGAAAGUAGUGAAGGCUCAUUCGAUGUCGACAUCUUCACAAUUGAUGUUAGGAGAUCAACCUGGCCAGCAGCAUGGAGCUUCUUGCAACAGUUUAUUUGGAGACGACCAAUCUUACAACUCCUACGACGACCACGAAGAGGAAGGAGAAGGACAUGUUCUUGUAGGAUAUGCCGAUGAAGAAGCGGAACUUCUGAAUGCCUUGGCUAAGGGGCGCGAGGUGCCUGAUGAAGAGAGACUUCGGGAUAUGGACUAUACGGAUGCUCUUCUGAACUUCCCGAUAGGUGCGGAAUAUCUGGACGAACAGAAGAAAGACAGGAGGACGAUGAACACUAGUACAAUGUUGGAAAAUAGAAGUAGUACAAGUUUAGUUUUAGUGGAAAGAGAAAGUACUACUUCUUCUAGUUUAGAUGAACAAUUAGAACAUCAAGAAAAUGAACAGGAGCUUGUGUACGGAGGACAACAUGAAGAUGACGGACAAGAAACGCUUUUCCUUCAAGAUCAUGAGCAUGCUGUGGGAUUCGAUGGCGAUGCAGGAGAGGGUGAUGCAGGAGCCAAGACGUUUCUAACAGAUGACCCGACAAUGACGACCAAAAUCGAUCAGCCGAACGCAACUGAUGCAAGAACUGAUGGUAAUUCUGCAACCGGUCCUGCAUCUAGCAACCUUGUAGUAGAACAUCAGGGCGAUCAAAUUCAAACAAAACAUGAAGCAGCAGCUACUUUUUCGACAUCUAGUCCGAGGACGGGGAAAGAUCCGGAGAUUAUAGCGCAAACGAAGCGAAUGGCCGGCUGGAUGAGAACUCUAGAGAAGUUGCAACAUACCAGUGACGCCUUUGCCGAUGCUUGUGAUGCUACUGCGUUGGAGCUGUUCAAGGUAGGUAGAUGCCUAGAUGUAUAGGUAGAUAAGAGAUAAGUAGUACCUAGGUUCAAGGUAGAUUUAAGAGAUUUAAGUACCUCCUAGAUGUAGAUCGCCGAAUUGAUCAAUCCAAACAGGCUUAGCAUUUUUGGAAUCUGACACUCAGCUUGUUUUUAUCCCUACUAAGUAGUUUAUCCAUGUAGUGGCUCUUCAUUGUCUCCAUCCUUCUUUCGACUGUACUAUCAAUCUAAAUAGUACUUACUAUCAAUCUAUUAAAUACACUACUUACUAUCAAUCUAAAUACACAUCUACAUAGUAUCUAAAUACACUUUCAACAACCUGAGGUAAAAAGCAAGUCCAACGCAGAAAGAGCAGCGAUGCAUUGUCUGUCGAACGAGGUGGAGCGUCUCCAAAUGGGAGAGUCCGGCGCGCCACCGAUCGACGUGCUUACCCGCUUACGUCUAAGCCGAGCUCGCAAAAGUUCGUUUUCCACUACACGGAUGACGGAGAAGACUAGUCUGAAGAAGGAGAAGACUAGUCUGGUGAGCUUGGGUGGACUGGAAGCAGUUGAUAACGCCGAAGAAGACGCAGCGUGUGCUGCAGGUGGUGGUGGGAGUGGCUAUUUUCACGAUCAUAUUAGUUCUUCCAGACAGUGUCAACAGUCGAAUUCGAAAACCACCACUUCCGCACCGUCAUCCGGUUUUUUCUCAAACAAAAGCAACAACUUAAUAUCGACAAUGUCAACCACGCAUAGUUGUACCACCUUUGCUGGGACACGUAGUAAGAUGACUAGCACAUCACUGAAUGGAGGUGGAUCCACGCGAUUGCCGUCAUCGGGAUUCCUGUCGUCAUCAAAGUUUGCUGGCAUGACCCAGUCGCAGAUACGAACUUUCUCAUUGGAGAAGCUGAAAAGAUGCAGACCGGAUUCUAGUACUUAUAGAUACUUAUUUUUGGUGGACUAGACGUUUCACGUGGAUGAUGUAGAAGGAGAUCAUCAUCUCAGAUUAUUCACAUGUAGAAAAGUCUGCUGAACAACACGGCAUGGCUGUAGAGCCGUGUACCUUCAACCUUGAACCUUGAACCUUCAGUCUCCUCUUAUCAUUAUCCGCCUAGUAUUCAGGUCGUGAGACCACCGCAGCCGGUCGGGCAGACAAAUUCUUGCAUGUCCACCAGAGCGUUUACAGCCAGGGUGGGAACAAAAAUAGUCGAAGACAAAUGAGUGGAGACAGUAAGGAUACUAUCGCUACGCUGGAUUUACACGACCAAUACAGGGAUACGAGACUGGGGUCGACAGCGGUUUUUCAAGCGAAGAAUGUAAGGGAAUACGCCGAUAUGCAUAAGACGCCAGCCCCUCCACCAAAAAAAAUACCGAGACCGAAAGCAGCUAGCGUAACUUUGAGGCAUAUACCUCUUUAG